Bacillus rossius redtenbacheri is the source of this 4463-nucleotide messenger RNA. RefSeq names its product xaa-Pro aminopeptidase 1-like. The coding region runs from base 22 to 2115 and encodes 697 amino acids. Gene Ontology annotation, molecular function: metalloaminopeptidase activity. The record is from RefSeq and is a predicted model, not a curated record. Lineage: Eukaryota; Metazoa; Arthropoda; Insecta; Phasmatodea; Bacillidae. The transcript has 14 exons.
CGCCGGCGUCGAGACGCUGACAUGGCCUCCGCGAAGGUGCUGGCUGUCUGCCUCGCCGUGGCCGCGGGCCUGUCCGGGGUGGUGUGCCCCUCGGGGAGGCUGGGCUGCCCCGCGGCUCCGGGGACCCUGCAGCCGGCCAGUCGGGUGGACACCGGCCGCCAGCUGUACCUGCUGCGCAGCGAGAUAGCGCGGUCGCGCACCACCCGGGUGCCUCCGCUCGACGCCUUCAUCGUCACCCGCCACGACGAGCACCAGAGCGAGGACGUGGCGGAGCGCGACAAGAGGAUCAGGUUCCUGACCGGCUUCUCGGGGAGCUACGGGCUGGCGGUGGUGACUCAGGAGCGGGCGGCCCUCUGGACGGACGGCCGCUACUUCCUGCAGGCGGAGGAGGAGCUGGACUGCCGGUGGGAGCUCAUGCGGGCGGGGCAGCCCGGCGUGCCCAGCGCCACCCGGUGGCUGGCCGGCGCGCUCCCGCCCGGCGCCCGCGUCGGCGCAGACCCCAGGCUGGUGCCCCACGCCACCUGGGGCGACUGGGCCCUGGAUCUGGCCAGAGCCAACAUCUCGCUGGUGGCGGUGGGCUCCAACCCUGUGGACCAGACGUGGACGGACGGCCGGCCGCUCUACGCCCCCCAGCCGGCGUUCGUGCACCACCUCAAGUACGCAGGGAAGGCGUGGGAGCAGAAGGUGGCGGACCUGCGGGCGGCCCUGGGCCAGCUGGGGGCGGAGGCCAUGGUGGUGACCGCCCUGGACGAGGUGGCCUGGCUGCUGAACGUGCGGGGGCGCGACCUGCCCUUCACGCCGGUGGUGCGGGCCUACCUGGUGGUGGGCCCCCUCAGCCUGCACCUGUUCACCAACCGCAGCAAGCUGCCCCAAGAGGUGCGCGACCACCUGCGCUCCCAGCACUGCCACAACGAGAACUGCGUGCGGCUGCAUCACUACGAGAACAUCACCACGGAGCUGAGCACCUUGUCGCAGGGCUGGGCCAGCGUGCUGAUCCCCGCCCAGGACUCCACCCUGGAGGGGGCCAGCCAGGCCGUCUUGGCUGCGGUGCGGCCGGAGAGGCGACUGCUGCUCGCCUCGCCCGUGCUCCUCAUGAAGGCCGUCAAGAACCCCGUGGAGCGCGCCGGCAUGAGGAGCGCGCACGUGCGAGACGCCGCGGCGCUCUGCGACUUCCUGGCGCUGCUGGAGCACGAGGUGUCUCGGGGCAAGCGCUGGACCGAGCUGGACGUGGCGAGGAACGUGGACAAGUCCCGGCUGCAGCAGGAGCUGUCCCGGGGGCUGAGCUUUGCCACCAUCGCGGGCUUCGGCCCCAACGGCGCGCUGCCGCACUACCGGCCCUCGGCGUCCACCAGCCAGGCGGUGGACCGGUCCAGCACGCUCGUGCUCGACUCGGGCGGCCAGUACUUCGACGGGACCACGGACGUGACGCGCACGCUGCACUACGGCGCGCCCACCGCCUUCCAGCGCGAGAUCUACACGCGCGUGCUGAAGGGCUCCGUGCAGAUGACGCGCGCCGUGUUCCCCGCGCUCCUGCCCAGCGCGAGCGUGGACGUGCUGGCGCGCGGCCCGCUGUGGCGGGUGGGCCUGGACUUCCGGCACGGCACGGGCCACGGCGUGGGCCACUUCCUGUCCGUGCACGAGCAUCCGAUAGAAGUCAUGUAUUCUAACUUGUACGAGCCGUUCCAAGAAGGAUACUUCUUCUCUAAUGAGCCCGGUUACUACGAAGAAGGAAAUUUCGGGGUACGUCUGGAGAACAUCCUGGAAGUGGUGAAUCAGUCGACUCCCUUCAGUUUCGAUGGUCCGUACUUGGGCUUCAAGACCGUCACGCUCGUUCCGUACGAGCCCAAACUGAUAGACGUCAGCAUGCUGAGCAAUGACGAAAUCCGCUGGCUGAACACCUACAACCGGCGGAUCAUGGACGAGGUGGGUGCGGAGCUGAAGCGACAGCGUCGCAUGGGCGCCUUCAGCUGGCUGCUGAAGAAGACCACCUACAUUCCCGAGCACGCCGUGCGGGCCGGCUGCGCGGGCCGCUGCCCGUCCCCCGCGGCGGUGGCAGCCCUGCUGUCGGUUUGUUGCUGGUGGCUCCUCAGCAACGACAAGUCUCGGUUGCUUUGAGCAAGAGUUUGCCGAGCCUGUCACCGGGCUGAGCGCGACAGUCGUCGCAGGAGCGAAGUGUCAUCACGGGCGACGAGCGCGGUCGACCGAACCAGGGUGCAGACUGGUACACCGUCUGCUGGUAACGCCAGCGUCACUGCCUCUUCAUCAUUCCACUGUCAUGUCGUCAUUAGGGACCGGAAAAAUUCGCGGGUUCAAUGACCUAGAGGAUGAACUCCACAAUUCUACGUACACUCGGUCAAAUGCCACCCACUCAUUGGCUGCUGUCUUGUGAGACGUCCCAACGUAGCAGCCUGUGAUUCGUAUAGAGCUUUGGUCGUGCGUUUCUCACUGGCCCAGAGUCAUCCAGGUGAGUUGCGAGCCAAUAGCAGAGGCAACACUGAGGUAUAACUAUCUGUAUUUUAGCCUAUCGCGAGAUGAAUUCGCGAAUUUUUCCGGUCUCUAGUCAUCAUGUCAUCACCUGGCGUUAGCACCGCCGAAGCAACUUGAGUGCGUUGUGAAAUGUAACUUUGACAUCCACCUUCAGUUCAGUUGUUCGCCUGCAAAAAUUAAUUAAUGUUUCGUGUUAUGUAUUAUAUAACAAACUUUGUGAAUUUCCUAAAUUGAAGAAAAAUUCAAUCUUACAAAACCGUUAUAAGAUCAGAAGAAUAGUUUUUUCUUAAUUACAUGAAUAUUUUUGUAGAUUGUUUUUUUAAUUUACUAUCUAUACAGUUAUUAAUACAUGUUCUGGCUUUUUUUUUUUUUAAUUAAUUAGGUAAAAUCUUGCAAAUACAACUUUUGUAUAAAUUAAGUUUAAAAUAUAUAUAUAUUAGUAGCGAUAUUUUCUAACUGUACCAUGCUAUGAUAAUCUAUGCUCAAAAUGAUUAUGCUUUUCCUCCUGCUUGUCUGACAUUGGUCAACAGACAUGUCAACCACAACUUUAUGUGUAGCUGUUCUUCAGGUCGUACGUAAUAAUGUACUUUAUCUUAUGAAGCUAAUGCAAUGAGUGUUAGAUCAUACCAUUAGUGAUGCUACCAGACAGCUUUAAACAAUGUUUUGUUUCUCAUUAUUAAAACAUUUUUUUGUAUGUUUACAUAGUGAAUCCUUAGCGCACUACCAGGGUAGUCGCAUUAGGAAAAAAUGAAACCAAGUGUUGCGAAGAAAUGUGUAUGUAAUUAACUUCGAUGGAUAUUUAUUAUGUUCAUAGUGUAAAUAACCCAUAUUUUUAUACCACUAUUUUAUUACUGUAUAAAAAAAAUAUGUGUAAAUUUUUUUGGCAGCUUAAUGCUAAUACCAUAUCGAAAGCAUCAAUAUUUCCCAAAUAAUCAAAUUUACUUGAUUCUAAGACACAAAUUUUUUGUUGUUUCUGGGAGCUCAGAAAAUGGGGUUCGUCUUAUAAUUGAUGAUAUUUUAUUUAUUCACUUUUAAGAAACAACCUAUUUAGAGAAUUUUAUAUAUUUCUAAAUGGGUUGCAGCUUACAAUACUGAUGAGUGCCUCAUUUUGUGUAAAUAUAAAUACAGCUGGUUAUUUAGCAAGAUGAUGGUUCAGGAUGUGACUCAAGGAACAGGGUAGCAUGUUGGUAAUCACACCAUUGCGAAAGUGAUGUGUCUGUGUUAAUUCACAGACACAGAGAACUUAACAUAUCAGAGUAUAACCUCUCCUUACUUAAGGUUGAAGCAGCUAAAUAAAUGCAAGGGUAACCGAACAGCCCAUUCAGAAAACCUGCUGGAUUGAUUGUGCCUUGUGGUUAGAAAAAUAUGUACUCGCAAGACGAGCACUAUCCUUUAAUAUUCACCUGUUACCACGCCAGUGUAGAAAUAACAAAUGACAUCACGAGAGAAAAAAAGACAAAAGAUUCAAGUUAAAAUCUGUUGCCAAUGCACUAACCAAAACUUUUCCUUUCCUGCUGUCUGUGGUGUAUAUUUUUUUAAACACUCUAGUAUAUACAGUUUAUGCCCCUUGACUAUUCACGCAAAUAGUUACAUAAAAUUAAUUAAGGUUGAGAAAUGAUUUCAAUCUGCAAACCAACAAGUAAAAUUUUUUUUUAUUCCUCAAUUAUAAUUUAAAUGUGCAUAGACUAACACAACCUUAAUUAGUUCACUUAUGCUAAUUUUUUUUCCCUGUCAAACUUAACUUUGAUUUGAUGAAAAUUAAAUUAUUGUCAGCAACAUAAUCAAAAAAAAAUUGUGUAUGCCAUUUUCAUUUUUUUUUUAUUGUAAGUAUUAGUAUUUAACUAUUUAUGUAUUGUAUGUCCGUAAUCACUAGCGCCAAAACGGUAACACUUUGAAUGUAUCAUGAUUUGUGCUUGUGUGUAAAAUAUGUACAAAAUAUGUUACAAAUUAAAAGCCAAGCAUUUGUACAAAUGAAA